Molecule: messenger RNA, 735 nt
Organism: Homalodisca vitripennis (glassy-winged sharpshooter)
Lineage: Eukaryota; Metazoa; Arthropoda; Insecta; Hemiptera; Cicadellidae
Product: probable CoA ligase CCL7
Exons: 3
Molecular function (GO): CoA-ligase activity
Source: RefSeq, a predicted model, not a curated record
UUAUCGAUAAAAAACCUUUGAUUUAUCAGGAGGAGAUGUUGUGUUGAAGCGAGAAGCAGAGAUGUUCAUACAGAAGGUGCUGCAAGGAAGGACAGGUGUACAAAGCUUGUAUGGGAUGACUGAAACUGGAAUCUUGACGACAUGGAGGAACCGAAAUCUCUUGGAUUUGAGCAAGAUUAAUUCAACAGGAUACCUAGCACCAGGAGUUGAAAUAAAAAUUAUGAAUGAUGAAGGUGUAGAAGUACUUACCGAAAGUUUGGGAGAGCUCUGGGUCAAGUCUAUCGCGAUGAUGUCUGGGUAUUGGAACCAACCAGAACUGACUAAGCAGCUAUUUGAUAAUGAUGGGUUUUUCCAAACUGGAGAUGCUGGCUGUUUUGACAAAGAUGGCUUCCUCUAUAUUAAAGGGCGAGUAAAGGAUUUGAUUGAUUUCAAAGGAUCUAAGGUUAGUAACACUUCCUCGUUUUUCUUUUUUGUAAAAUUUCAGUUAUCAGCUACUACAGUUACCGUAUCUACAAGUAUUGCUUCCACCUAUAAGUUUAAAAAGGCUUAUGUUUCCAGGAGGUUUAGAUGCCAUGAGGAGGGACAGCACAGGCUAUAUCCCAGUCAUAUCACCUUGGAAAAAGAGGAGGCCAGCUCUAUUCCAGCCUCUCUAGAAAAGGCGGGCAGGGAACAACACUGUCUCAUGUACAGGCUAGAAACAACAGAACACAAAGGGAGCUCCAUCAGCCAUCCUCU